This is a messenger RNA of Lucilia sericata (common green bottle fly), 510 nucleotides long. RefSeq lists its product as uncharacterized. The record is from RefSeq and is a predicted model, not a curated record. The transcript has 4 exons. Lineage: Eukaryota; Metazoa; Arthropoda; Insecta; Diptera; Calliphoridae. Bases 1 to 510 code for a protein of 169 amino acids.
AUGUCCCAAACAAUUAAGUUUUUCUUGCUUUUGUGUUUUGAUUCAUCUGCAGUAUUAAAAUGGUCGAAUUUUAAGUGUGAAGAUUUAAUAAAUGCCAAAGAUUUUUGUCAUGUCGAGGAUUGUCGUUUGAAGGCGGUGAGGAGAAAUUAUGCGGAAAUGUUUUUUAAAUUGGCCCUCUAUAAAGUACCCAUAACGAAUGUGAUGAUACGCUUACAAUUAUUCCAAAAAAGCAAUAGCGGUGGCUUUCAACCGUUUCUGUACGAUAUAAAUUUUAAUUUUUGCAAAUUAAUGAAAAAUUCUAAUUACCCCAUGUCCUUUGAGAAAUAUGUAUUCGAUCAAGUGCGUCCCUUUAGUAAUAUGAAUACAACAUGUCCUCUAAAUAUGUCUCACAUUAUAGUAAAUAAAUUUGGUAUAACAUCGGAAAUGGUAACGCUACCCUUGCCAACGGGUGUCUAUCGUUUGCAAUUCACUUUGAGUGCUUAUAAAUUGCCCAGGGUUUUAAUACAAUAA